CGUAUUUUUUCGUAUUUCUUCGUAUUCGUCUAUACUUUUUUCUUCCAAUGAAAUAUUUAUUUUCUCCCGCGUCAUACCUACUAUUGUUGUUUUUGUUCUGGGUGGCGUCGGUUCGGCGGUGGGCGGUGAUUGGUCGUCGCUUAUCCGUGUGGGAGAGAGGAGAGCGGUAUUUGGAGAAAGGAGGAAGACGCGCACUCCUUACGACCUUACUGCGUAUUAUAAUAUUGUUGGUCUCAGAUUUCCGGUUCGUCGUUCUUCUUAGUUCGUGGUUCUGGUUUUAGAAUUAUUGCGUCUGCAAAAGUACCAAUUUAUUUUAUCACUUGAUACCAUAGAGUAAAGAAUAUACAGUAUCCGCACUAUCAUUGAUAACCUAUCGUCUUUCGCCAUUAUCUUUUCGGUUCGCCGAUUGUCGACGCCAACGAGCAAAGUGAGCCGUCAAGACUUUUGGAGUGGUCGGUGCUCGGUGGCCAGUAACGCAUCAUCAAACAACUCCACUGCACUCUACUGACCUGCAGUUGGCAUAACGAGGCACAGUGUAGAAAUUAUUGUUGGUCUUCAUUGCCGUCUUUCUCGCAGGACCUACACAUACUAACUCAUAAUGUCGGCAAACGAAAAGAAAGCAAUAAUACUAGCAAUCGACAUUGGAAAAAAUUCUUUACAGCAAGACUUAGAUGGAAAAACAUAUUUUGAAAAAUCUGUACUUUGUGCUUCAAUGAUUUUAAAGAGAAAAAUAUUAACUGAAAGUAAAGAUCAUUUGGCAUUAAUAUUGUUUGGGUCAUCUCGUACAAUUAAUCAUCUCUCAUCACAAGGAUGUUGUUAUAACAAUAUAGAAAUUGUUACUGGUUUAGGUCCAGCAACUUGGGAUUUAUAUAAAUCUGUUCAUCGUCUAUCUCCAUCAAAUUUAGCACUUUCGGAUUGGAUCAGUACUUUUGUUCUUGCUGCAGAUAUGCUUAAAAAUCAGACCAAAAAUGAAAUCUUCUCUAGCCUCCGAAUUGUUAUGUUUUCAAAUCUUGCAACUGACAUCGCACUUGGUAAUAUAGAUGUAAUAGCAACCUGCUUAAAAACGGAAAACAUUCAUUUAACCAUAAUAGGUAAAGAUUGUGAAGUAAUAAUAUCACUCAAUCCUGCAUUAGAUGUAUUUCUUAAGAAAACCGAGGCGACUGCUGUUAAUUUUGAAUUAGCUAUGCCCAAAUUAAGUUAUUAUAGACAAAAAGAAGUAACUGAAAAAUCAUGGAACGCCCCUUUAAGCUUUGGAGAAGUUUUUGAUAUUAAAGUUUUUGGCUAUAAAAAGAUAGAUGUAACUACUGAAAGCUCUAAUUGGUUAUUCAGUAAGAACUAUGAAACACAAUAUUCUACUGCAGAAAUGAAGAACAAUUUUCUUAAAAAGGCUAAUAAAAAAUUUCAAAUCCAUGCUCUUGAAGUGUGGAUAGAUGCAUAUAACUAUGGUGAUAAAAUUGUACCAGUCUUCGAUCCAGAAACAGGUAAUACAAUUUUUAAGGUCAGCUCUAAAAGAUGUUUACAAGUACUUGGAUUCGCAAAAACUACAAAUAGCCAAAGAUCAUUUUUAAUGGAAGGAGCAUCAUAUAUUUUUAUACCCCAUAAACAAGAUGUUAUUGCAUUUAAUGCUAUUUUCCAUUCUAUGGUUGAAAAAGAAGAAGUAAUGCUUGUUAGAAAAGUUGAUUUAAAUAUCAAUUUGUCAAACAUUGGUGCACUGUUUCCCCAAAAAGAAGAUAAUGAAGAAUUUUUUGUUUACGUCAAUAUUCCAUAUGUUGAAAGCGAACCAUUGUUUACACUUCCAUCAUUAGAUCCAAUUAUCCAACAUAUUGAAGACAAGAAUCUUAAAUAUAGUUACUCAGAAGUGACAGAUAUAUUUGAAGAUGGGAAUGAAUUUGUUAUGUCAGAAUAUGAAUACGACCCUAAUUUACAAUCUUUGUAUAAUUAUAUUGUUCGACAAUUAAGUCCAGAUGGAUUAGAUUUAAUGAACACAACUAAAAGCAUUGCAAAAAAUGAUGAAGGAUUUAAAAAAACAUUCUCACUUCCACAAGAAGUUUCUGAAAACAGUUGUUCAGAAAAAGAUAAUGAUACUAUAAGAUUUGUUCGUCAUAGAGAAUUGGACGUUUCUAAUCAAUGUGUGAUUACAGUAUUGAACCCGAUAGAAGAUUUUAAAAGACUUUUGAAAAAUGGAUUUGAUUCUGCAAUUGUUUGUAAAAAGAUGCAAUACAUAACUCUAAACUUCAUAGAGCGUAGUAAAAAUCUAGAAGAUUUAAUCAAACCAGUAUCAACUUUGAAGGCCUUAAGAGAAUAUUAUAUUGCCAAUGAUGAUGUGAAGUCUUAUAAUAAUUUUAUGCAUCUCGUAAAAGAUGCAGUUCUGAUAACUAGUAAAGAAGAUAUGUGGCCAAAAUUCAUUGAGAGUGGAAUAGAACUUAUUACAAAGGAAGAAAUAGAAACAAGUGAUAUUUCACAAGAAUCAGCUGAAGAAUUUAAAAUAAUAUCAGGAGGUUUGGGCAUUGAAUUUAUUAUGGAUGAAAUUAAUCCACCGAUAGAAUUUGUGUAAAUGGAAACAAGUAGAACUAUAUAGUAUAAAAAUAUACUUAGUAUAACUACACAAUUAAAUAAUACAAAUUAUCUUAUUAUAAAUUAAGUAUGAUUUAUAUUUUAUUCUCUUUAGUAAAAAUCAUAAAAUAUUACUAGAAUUUAUGUAUUUACUAAUAUACAGUUUUAUAUAUAGCAGUGGUCGGUAACUUUUUAGAAUCUAGGGCCGCAUUCAAAUUAAAAUAUUUUGAGGCUAUGUUAGAUAGAAAUUAGUCUUUGAGUCUUAUUUAAAAAAUAAUAAUGGCAGUAUUGAAUAGUUGAGCUGGCCACCAGUUUCCGACCAUUAUUAUAUAGUACCAAAUACAAAGUAAAAAUGUAUCUUGUAAAUGCUAGAUAUUAUGUUCAAUACAAAAUAUUUUUUUAUUAUUUUUUAUAUUGUGGUUCCAAAAAUAAUGACUUCAGUGAUUUAGUAUACAAUCAUAAUAUAUCAAUGUAAAGUAUUUUAUAUUAUUUGCGACACAGAAGAUGAAUAAUAAUAAUUUUAUAAUUAUAAAAACAAAUUUAUUUUAACUAGUUUAUUAAGCUUCAAAUAGUAUUGUAGUGGGAAAAAUAAUGAUUUUAAAUGUGUAAUAAGAUUUUAAUUAUUAUUGUAAUUCUUAUUUUUUUUUUAAAAU
Myzus persicae (green peach aphid) is the source of this 3206-nucleotide messenger RNA. Its product is annotated as X-ray repair cross-complementing protein 5-like. Gene Ontology annotation, molecular function: telomeric repeat DNA binding; double-stranded DNA binding. Gene Ontology annotation, biological process: cellular response to X-ray; telomere maintenance; double-strand break repair via nonhomologous end joining. The record is from RefSeq and is a predicted model, not a curated record. Gene Ontology annotation, cellular component: Ku70:Ku80 complex. NCBI's taxonomy places the organism in Eukaryota, Metazoa, Arthropoda, Insecta, Hemiptera, Aphididae. The coding region runs from base 599 to 2554 and encodes 651 amino acids. The transcript is spliced from 15 exons.